Colias croceus (clouded yellow) is the source of this 1130-nucleotide messenger RNA. RefSeq lists its product as uncharacterized. The transcript has 7 exons. The record is from RefSeq and is a predicted model, not a curated record. Bases 126 to 1073 code for a protein of 315 amino acids. NCBI's taxonomy places the organism in Eukaryota, Metazoa, Arthropoda, Insecta, Lepidoptera, Pieridae.
UCUGUCAUCUCCAACACCAUAUGAUAAAAAUAAUAAAUUCCAGUGAUCAUAGCAAUGUUUAAAUAAAAUACAAUAAUAAUUGAAGAUGGUAAGGACUGCGGAGGCAGGCUCCCGGUACCAUUUGUAUGGCAGGAAAAACUGUAAGCUUCAAUACACAUUGCAAUCUGUCGGAGAGUGGGGUCGAGUCGGUGGCGCGAUGGCUGAGCUGCAACGGGGAGGCAUGGGGGAUGGGCCCCACGGCCGUGUUCGCGAGCGCCGCGGCGCUGUUCCUGUACAACGAGCUGCAGGCGACCAUCUUUGUGGCUGGCGACCACGCGCACGUCUCGCUGCUCGAGAAGACGCUGGUGUGCUCCAUGGUGGCCGGAAUGUUGGCGUUAAUGAUCCAUCUCUGGGUGUGCUCCAUGCGCUUCUUUCAGUACUAUCUCGACACCCUUAUUAGAGACAGCCCCAACUUUCUUCUCGAGAUGACGACAGCGGGUUUCCUGGGGCAAACAGAGCUGGUCCCGCUGGGCCCUCUCACGCGUUUCCUGAAGCAGCAGCAGCCGCAGAUCCACAUCACUAUCUGCUGGUUCCUGUCGCUGUGCUACGCGGACUACGUCAGGAAGCACUACUGCCAGCGCUUCAACAUGCCUUAUUUGGAGCAGUGGCAAGCCGAACUGCACGCCCGCGCCUCCCGCGGCGUGCAUCACACCAUGCAGAAGGUGAACAGCUUCGUGGGCGCGGUGCACCAACGCCUGCGCGGCUACACGCAGGCAGUUGACGUGAAUACUGCGGGCGGGCGCGUGUCGCGCGAAGCGAGCGGCGCGGGCAGUCGCGUGUCGUUCGCGAGCGAAGCGAGAGCGGCCUUCGCGCGGGAGAGCGAAGCGAGAGCGGACAACAUGCGGGUUGAGAGCGGGGUGCGGGUGGACGGCCGCGUGGUGGGAGCGCGACUCAUUAGCCACGCUAGUGACACCACGGCUGAUGUGUUAGAGAAGCUCAGAGCUUAUGUUUCGAAAACUCGUUGUCCAUGCAGCAACACCGCGCCGCUCGCACACGACCACUCCGGCGCAGACAACCACGAUACCAAUCCUUGAGCAGCUUUUACAUGUCCCUUUCCUGUGUUGAACAAUCAAUAAAUUAUUAUGAGUAAA